Molecule: messenger RNA, 297 nt
Organism: Anisakis simplex (herring worm)
Lineage: Eukaryota; Metazoa; Nematoda; Chromadorea; Rhabditida; Anisakidae
Source: the annotation of a GenBank genome assembly
GUUGUCGGCAGUGAUCUGUUGAGCGGUGCAUCGAAGCGUUUCGUAAGUUCUGCACAAAUCAAAGUGAAACCCUUCAAAUUGCACAACGUGGAGUCGGGUCCAAACACUGAAGUUACUCUGACGCGUGACGACGCUCUCCAAAUUUAUACGCGGAUGAUGGUGAAAGGAGCUGCUGUGCACGCGUCCAAUAGUGCAGCUACUUUAAUCUAUGGACCACAUCAGCUCUACUGCUUGCGAAGCCCUCUGAUUCAUAUUCUGAUUUUUGUAUAUCUUGCGUCGAGUAGUGUGAAGCAAUAA